AUGCAACCACACAUGUCUUACGAUGAUGUUGCCUGGGAGAAAAGCGAGGAAAUAACUGAUACUUGGGUUCUCCAGUUUUUCGACCCCAACAUCGCAAGACCGGUCGGAGACUUUCUACUUAAAAAUCAUGAGCCAGAUUACCCACUUCGGUUUUCUCUCUUGGGAAAGGGUACAUACAAUAUUGCAUUUUGGAUGUCGUACAAAACAGGUGUUGCCGCCACCAUACGCUUUCCCCUACCCGGUGCGGCUAUGUUUCUCGAGGAAAAGCUUCGGAACGAGGUUGCCAUUAUGCGAUACCUUCAUGAUGCGACUUCAAUCCCGGUGCCAUUCAUUCUCCACUGCGGUUCUAAGAAAGAGUCUCCCUUGGAGUUGGGCCCUUUCAUUAUCAUGGAAUAUGUCGAACAUGACACGAAUAUGUACGACCUUCUCAAUAUCCCAAAUUACCCACCUGCGGAAAGGGGAAGGCUUAACCCCGAUAUCAAUGAGGACACUCUUCAAGCAUUAUAUGGGGAGCUAGCUGGCGUUCUUUUGCAACUUUCAAAAGUACACUUCCCUCGGAUCGGAUCAUUGAGUCGGGUUGACGACUUUACAUGGGAAGUGGUGAGUCGUCCUUUAUCAAUGAAUUCAAACGAACUCGUUAGACUAGGGUCCCUACCUCAGUCAGAAUUACCAAGCUACGAGACAAUAUUUACCUCAGCAUCUUCGUACUUCGAAGCCCUGGCGGAACUUCACAUUGCCAAUCUCAUCCAUCAAAGAAACGACGCAAUCGAGUCUGCAGAUGAUUGCCGACGCAAGUUCGUUGGUAGAUACCUCUUCCGCAAGCUAGCCCGCGAGGGUAAGCUCACCAAGCGAUGGGUAGCAUUCGAUACAGGCCCGUUCAAAAUAUGGUGUGAUGAUUUCCGACCAACUAAUGUUCUUGUCAACAAUGACUCUAAAGUGACCGGCGUCGUGGAUUGGGAGUUCACAUACGCGGCUCCGGUGGAGUUUUCCUACGCGCCACCUUGGUGGCUUCUUAUUGAAACACCGGAGUACUGGCCUCAAGGUCUUGAGGACUGGACAAACGUGUUCGAUCGCCGGCUCCAGACAUUUUUGAAGGCGAUGAUCGAUCGUGAAAACGCUACCGCUACGAAAGAAGAAGAUCGACUCUCCGGUCCAAUGCGAGAAAGUUGGGAGAGUGGUGACUUUUGGAUUGCAUAUGCCGCGAGGACCACCCGUGCCAUCGAUGUGAUAUAUUGGGAAAAGAUCGAUCAGCGCUUCUUUGGACCGGCGGACAAUGUCGAGGAUGCGUGGAGGCAGAGACUUGAUCUCUUAAGUGACACGGAGAAAGAUGAGAUGGAACUACUUGUGGCAAAAAAGGUUAAAGAGAUGGAAAGCAGAGUUCUGGCUUGGGAUCCAGAUGAGUAUACGCUGUCCCAUAUAGACAUCGCGAAGACUCAUGCUGCGAAGAAAAAGCUCGAGAAGGAGAAGGAGGAGGGAGAGAAAGAUAUCCCCAAGUCAGAGGACAACAAGGUUGAAGUUCAGGCCAUUGAAACAAGGCCAAGUGACCUUGAUGUUGAGCAGAUAGCUGAGAAAUUGGAAGAACUCUCAGCUUAG
This is a messenger RNA of Penicillium psychrosexuale, 1593 nucleotides long. RefSeq names its product phosphotransferase family protein. The transcript has a single exon. The record is from RefSeq and is a predicted model, not a curated record. Lineage: Eukaryota; Fungi; Ascomycota; Eurotiomycetes; Eurotiales; Aspergillaceae. The coding region runs from base 1 to 1593 and encodes 530 amino acids.